AUGCUCCUCCGCAGCAAUUCUACCAAGGACAGCCUCCUCCUCAACCGCAGUAUGGUCACUACCAAGGACCUCCCCAGCCCAACUUCAAUUCGCGACCCGUCUUCAGGUGGCCCUCCUCCCCCUCCUACAGCUCCUCAGCAAUUCGGCCAUGGCGCUCCCAAUAGCUACAACUUCAGAUACUCAAACUGCACCGGCAGGAGAAAAGCUCUUCUCAUCGGUAUCAACUAUUUCAACCAGCGCGGACAGCUGCGCGGCUGUAUCAACGAUGUUCGCAACAUGACCGCUUACCUCUCCGAAAACUUUGGCUACAAGCGCGAGGAUAUGGUGAUCCUUACCGACGACCAACAGAACGCUAUGAGCCAGCCUACCAAACAAAAUAUCCUCCGAGCGAUGCACUGGCUAGUAAAGGAUGCGCGACCUAACGAUUCCUUAUUCUUCCACUACUCAGGUCACGGUGGACAGACAAAGGACCUCGAUGGCGACGAAGACGACGGCUACGACGAGGUCAUUUACCCUGUCGACUUCCGACAAAACGGCCACAUCGUCGAUGAUGAGAUGCACCGCAUCAUGGUUCGCCCUCUACAAGCUGGCGUUCGCCUGACUGCAAUCUUCGACUCGUGUCACUCCGGUACCGCCCUCGAUCUGCCCUACAUCUAUUCGACACAAGGUAUCCUCAAGGAGCCCAACCUGGCCAAGGAAGCUGGACAGGGCUUGCUUGGCGUCAUCUCAUCAUACACCCAAGGUGAUCUAGGUGGUGUUGCCAGCAACAUCUUCGGCUUCAUCAAGAAAGCUACCAACGGCGACGAGGCUCGUGAGAUCACCAUGAGGACAAAGACUUCUCCUGCCGACGUUAUCAUGUGGUCCGGCAGCAAGGACGAUCAGACUUCUGCCGAUGCUACCAUUGCCUCGAAGGCCACUGGUGCUAUGUCUUGGGCCUUUGUCAACGCGCUUAAGAAGAGCCCUCAGCAAAGCUAUGUCCAGCUGUUGAACAGCAUCCGUGACGAACUUGCAACCCGCUACAGUCAGAAGCCUCAGCUGUCAUGUAGUCACCCUCUCGACACAAACCUGCUAUUCGUCAUGUAA
Fusarium coffeatum is the source of this 1083-nucleotide messenger RNA. RefSeq lists its product as uncharacterized. The transcript has 5 exons. The record is from RefSeq and is a predicted model, not a curated record. Lineage: Eukaryota; Fungi; Ascomycota; Sordariomycetes; Hypocreales; Nectriaceae. Gene Ontology annotation, biological process: proteolysis. The coding region runs from base 1 to 1083 and encodes 360 amino acids. Gene Ontology annotation, molecular function: cysteine-type endopeptidase activity.